GCCCCCUCGCCGGUGACGUCACCGCUGUCUAAAAAAGCGCCCCGGCAGGCAGGGCAGCGGGCAGGGCAGCGGGCAGCAGCAGCAGGACGCGCCCCGCCGCCGCCGACAUGGUGUCCCCCGUCACUGUGGUGAAGAGUGAAGGCCCCAAACUGGUGCCCUUCUUUAAAGCGACUUGUGUCUAUUUUGUCCUCUGGCUGCCAACUUCCAGCCCCUCCUGGUUCAGUGCCCUCAUCAAAUGUCUGCCCAUCUUCUGCCUGUGGGUUUUCCUUCUGGCUCAUGGAAUUAACUUCUUAGUGUCACACCGGAGUGCCAGCCGCAUCCUAGCAGGACUCAUAUUCUCGGCAGUGGGAGAUGCCUUUCUCAUCUGGCAGGAGCAGGGCUACUUCAUUCAUGGUCUGCUGAUGUUUGCCAUCACACACAUCCUGUACUCUUCAGCCUUCGGCAUGAAGCCUUUGGACCUCAAAGCCGGCUUGUUGAUGGGCCUUGUUUCCAGUUCCUGUUAUGCCUUCCUGUACUCCUACCUCUCAGGCCCAUUCACCUACCUGGUAGCUGUCUACAUUGCCUUGAUUGGCUUCAUGGGCUGGCGAGCGGUCGCCGGCAUGCAACUGUGCAACGACCUCUGGACAUGGACCAAGCUCUCGGCCUGCAUCGGCGCGAUGCUGUUCAUGGUGUCGGAUCUGACCAUUGCACUUAACAAGUUCUGCUUUCCUGUGCCCUACUCGCGCUUCAUCAUCAUGGCUACUUACUAUGCAGCCCAAAUGCUUAUUGCACUGUCAGCUGUGGAGAGCAGAGAUGAAGAGGACUUCAGAAAGAGGAGCUAGGUGGAGUGCCAAUAGUCUGUGAACAACGUGGGUUAUAUCUCAGGUGCUGUAGCUGCAUUCACCCCUGAGAGAGAUCUCCAUUUCUCUAAGCACAUUGGUGAUGUUGAUUUUGCUUCUUUGAAGCAUUACCUUUGGGGCUUUUUUUUUCAAUGGCUUUCUCUGAAUACAGCUUACUUCAGUGUGGAGUCCACAUCAGAAAGCUUAGACUGUCCCUGCAGUAGCUACUCAUUCAACUUUUCCUCCUUGGAAGUGUUGUACUACUGCAUUUUACUUGUUAGUCUCAAAACUGAUGCUGAAUGUCUGGGAAGAGGAGGGCUGAUGGAAAGGAGGUUUGGCCAUGCACUGUGCUAGAAGACUUGCUUUCAAUAGUAGGCAGACAGGCACAGAUCUCUGCUAAAGUCAUAGGUAAAAAUGAAUUUAACCGACAUUUGUCUCUUUUUAUGCAUUACAAACUCAGUAUGCAAACUGGAGCUAUUGCCUCUGCUGAAAGGAAGCCUGGAGGUAGAGUAAAAACAGCAUAUCCAGAUGAGGGCUGAGCUUUGCAGUAAAUGGCAGCAUGUGGGGCAGCCCCCAGCAGAACCAGAACGAAAGCAAAACACCAAGCAGAGAGCACAGAGCGAGAGGUGCGCUGCCAUGCAGUGCUGCGUGCUUUGAUCGUGGCCAAUCACUGCUCCAGGGCAGGUCUGUAGGUGAAAGUCAGCAUUGCCGUGUGUGGCAGAACUAGGAGUUUGGUGGGAUUUCAAGGACAUCUAGGUAGCCAGGCCGGUGCGUUCUCCCCUGCCAUGCGUGCACAGUUACACGGUGUCUCCAGUGACAGUUAGGAUGUAAUGGGCACAUGAAGAACUUUGAUUUUUACAGCAGGACUUUGAGCAUGUGUCUUACUAAUGUAUGCCCUAAUUGUCCUUAGUACGGCAGACAGAAACCUAACCUUUAUGCCUUUCUUUCCCAGUAUCCUAACAAAGAAUAUUCCAUAUACUCAUUAAGCUUUACAGUACUGCUGCUUGCAGUAUCUCUCUCAGAUCUUCGUGUGAGCAUUUCCUGUGGUCAAGGCCCUGAUUUUAGAUGUAGAUUGUUGUUGUGUUUUGCCAGCUGGUGGUAAACAAUCAACUUUGCACCACUUGUUUUUGGAAAGCCCCUUUUCAGCAGAGCUUCCUGAAAAACACUGUCCUGUGUGUUCAAAGUGCCUGCCGCUUCCUUCUCGAACUCACAUAGAUGGAGUCAGAAUGUGGCAUCAGGGCUGGGAAAGCCUGUUUAAUUCUGAUCCAAAUUCUUUCGUUGGUUUGUCUGCCCAUCUGCUGAAGCAAGAUUACUUCUCUGACUCUUUUAAAAAGAUAUAGGAAGAGGUUGCCCUGAUUUUUAAUCCAAGUUCAUUUCUGAUCAUACGUGUAUUUUUUCCUCUUAUUUGGGCUAACUAACAGCAAGCUCUGUUUCUGUUUGAAACUAUCUUGAAUGUGCUUUCUCCUUCUGUCCGUCCUAGGGUCGCUCCCAUGGGCUGAGAUGCUCCCCCAAUGGCUUGUUUUAAGACACGAGUGUACUCAGGUGUGCAAAGGAAGCUAACUGAGGGUUCCCGCACCUCUUCAAGCCUGCAGCCAAACAGGGACAACCAGAGCAGACCGCGCGACUCGAAUCCAUGCACGCCCCAACAACCCCGUGCACCCGCUAACAUGGGCAGAGGGAGCCGGAGGGGCAGCCCUCGUGGGCUGAAAGUCACCACAGUCUCCAUACCUAGCGUGCCCAGACCAUUCCAGGCGAAAGCCUGGCACCGAGUCCCUGGCACAGUCGGCAGAGCAGGAAUUCCUCUUUGCGAGGAGUGCGGCAGGGUCAGGGGGCAGCUGAGGAAACCCUACCAACCCUGCUAGCUUUUCCCUUGGUGUUGAGAGGUGCUAAGUGGGUCUCCUGCUCCUCCCCAGCCUCGCGUGGUGGGACUGGCUGGGGAAUAGGCAUUGCCUCCCCAUGACUUCUGCGUUAGUGCAAAUGCAGCCAGUAUUACAAAAAUCUAGGUUAACCAUCCUGACCCCGUGGAGUCAUCUGCUGCUUUUCAGACAGAGAUCAGAAAGGUCAGCUGCAUUAUUGAGAGGGAAAGCAUUGUAAAUAGCACAGCCCCGUGUAAUCUUUUCCCUUUAAUGCUGUUGUGUGAUAUUGUCAGUAUUCAUUCACUGGCACACCGGGGCCUGCCUGGAGUAAAUUGCUAAGGGGAUUUAGAGCCAUAAAACAUCUUCAUUCAUCAGCAUUGCUUAUCUCCUGGCCGCAGCUUGAACCCUGCAGUGUAGCUCUCUGCAGAUGUCACCUGCUGUUACUCAGCUUGGCUGUUUGCAAAUCUCUUCCUACAACAGAUUGACCCAGCUAAGAGGAAAUCUAAGCAUUUGGGAUGAACCGCGCCCCGCCCCCCCCAGCACGUGAGCAAAAGCACACUUCAGUCUGAUUUACAGCUUCUUGUCAUGGGUCAGUCCAGCGCACUCAGUCCUUAGUUGGCAGUUCUUCAGAGGAGCUCCCUGCACCCUCAGCUUCCCUUUGCUUUGAGGAAAAUGCAUGUGUGAUAAAGUAAGCUUUAUUUAAAAGUUAGAAUUUUGAUUAUUUCUUUCUUCCCCUCUAGAAAUGAGUGGUCUUCAAUUUCCUGAAAAUGGCCAAGUUGCUUUUCUGUGUGCUUUUUCAUCUUGGCUUGCUUUGUUAUCCUGCUCCACCAUCAGCCACUGGAUACUUGCAGAAAAGGAUCUUUGGAGUGUUAUUAGGAGGCUUGCCCUGUCCUCUCCAUUGGCCAUCAGAGGUACAGUUUCUGGUGGCAGAGGUCUCUUGGUGGCUCUAGCUGGGACAGCAGAAACAUGUGCAGCCCAAGUGGGCUGUUGUUCCCUCGCUGUCCCCUCGCCUGGAGCGGGCUGGCUGGGACGCAUCCUGGCCAGCCACACUGGCUCCGUACCAGUGCUGCAAUGGCUUCAGCCUUCCCAGGAACACGAGGCAGAGCCCUCAGCAUACAAAGUCAGGGACAGUCCUGGCUGGCUUGGAGGUUCGCCAGUGAAGGCUCUCAAUCUUCAAAAUCUCUCUCCCGCUCUGCAUUCCUCCUUUUAAUCCAUAUUACUUGAAUGAGACCAUUUUCCUGGAGGCUCUUUCCUGCUGGGAAGAGACCAGCUGCUGUGGACACUGAUUUGACACAAUUCUGGGUUUCAUAAACCCUGAGAAACACUAAGCAGUUGCUGACAGUCUGUUAAAUACCUUUUCUUGGGAUUAAAACUGUUCCCUCAACCCCAGUGAGGGCAAUCUUCACUUUGAAAGGGAGCAUACAAGAAGUGGGAAUGACGUGACUGUCUGUGGCACUGCCUUUGUGGACCUUCCUGUUGUCUCUGCACUGUAAAACUGCAAGGUUUGAUCCAUUCUUCUCCUUUUCAGGGGUACAGUCUUUGAGAAGCACCCAGUCUUUGGCCCAGGGACAUUACAGAGGGAAUGAAGCUCCCCAGCAGUGUAGUGUGCCUGGCCCCAGCAGUAUCAGCUCCUUUGCUUGCUAAGUACAGAGGCUUUCUUUUCACAUUGCUGUAUUCAAACACCCCUCUGUGAUUCCCAUCUAUGGUCACUUGAGGUUACACACAUGGUCCAAUUACUUUUGCUCUCUUUCCCUUCUGUAGUUACCACCCUCUUGGAGAUUCUUUGGCUCCUUCUUUGGACAUAUAAAAGACGUAGCACAUUUAUUUCAGCCUUGUAUCUCUUUCUGUAGAUAGACCCUCCUCACACAGAAUUCCCAGUGAAGUCAAAGAAGCAAUGCUAAUUGCAACUGGUCUUUAAAUGCUAGUAAUCCUUCUGGGCUGUGCCAGUCACACUGAUGUCAGCAGGGUGAAGCUGGUGUAGAAAUGGAGGAUUGAGAAGAACAAAGCCAGAGGAUUUUAACAGCUUUACUCCUACUCUACCAAGAAAAUUGUAUUUGUGCUUAAUACAUGGCUGCUUACUCCUCCAUACUGAGGCAACUGUGAGACUGAUUGGUUUAAGAAUUACUGUAACAUGGCUUUUAAGUAGAUUGCUGAAGGUUUCAUAUUGUAAUCAGUGGAGGCAAUUGACAUAUUUUUACACAAGUGUAUAAAAUUCCCAGGACAAACUGCAGAACUUUUAGUGGCUCUUCAAAGUUUUCCAGUCCUGUAGUUUGACACUAACACCUGUAUGUUUUCAGCUUGCUAUCAUUGUAAUUUUGGGAGCUGUUCUGGACAAAGCAGAUCAAAGCAAACAGCAACUGUAAAGCUCAGUGGCAGGUGCCUCCUUCUCUUUGCUUGAUUUCUGGAUACUGACAGGGGCUCUUUUAAGCAGAGGCAUCAUAACUGUGUUCUUGGAAGAGGAUAGGCAGUUGCUGACUUCUCAUGACAGAAGUCCUCCUGGGUACUUCUCCUGCCUUUUAUCCAUGCUUGCUCCUUUUGUGGCCUUGGGUAAGUCACUUAAAUUUUCUGGGGCCAGGUCCUCAUCUGGUGUAAAAUAGUACAAGUGUAUAAGGGCCAGUGCUCUGCCAAGUUACAGAAGCAGGGGACUAGGCCCUCACCCCAUUUCUAAAAUGGGGAUAUUAGCACUUACCUACCUCACAAGGAUGCUGUGAGGAUUAAUGCUCAUACAGCGCUUUGAAGAUGUAAAGUGCUAUAUAAGGCCCAAGUAUUAUCCUACCUUAGUGUUAAAAAUGCUUUUGGGGAUCUGCAGGACUUCUCUUAAAGCGUGGAAUGUGUGACUGCCUUUUCAAUUUGCAUCAGAUGGAAAGCAAAUGUGAAAUAUUUAUUCAUACUGGUUAACAGGAUGGGCUCAGCUGCGCUUGAACUCUGAGGAGGGUUUAGCUUAAAAGUCUGAACUCUUAUUUCAGUUUUGCAAAUGGUUUUUAGUUCUUCUAAAAGCCUCAACCAAAUUCUUAGACACGAACCUUGCAUCCAAAUUUUGCAGUCUGGUCUUAUCCCUGACUGUGAGCUAGAAUAAAUCUAAUCCAGCCAAAGCACAGUGCUCUCACAGUCUGGUAUGGCUGUUGAAAAGACUGGAACAGAAAAUGAAGUCAUUCUGUUCAACCUUCAUUCUGCAGAAGGUCAGCUAUGUUUCAUGGGACAACUUGCAAAGGGAUGUUUAAUUUCUGUGAUUGUAAGUUUUACUGGCUUUAAAAAUCAGCAGAGAGGGAAGGCCUUGAUGGAAUCAAUAAGGUCGGCACAUCCUUCUUGAAUUACUUCCUUUUCACCUGAGUCAAAGAAAUAGCAGGUUCUAUAGCAAAGGAAGUGCUUGUACCACCAGUCCUAGGGCCCAGAACGAAAGUUGAUCUAGAAAUACAGCUCUAAACCAUCACCAUGUUCUCAACCAGUAUGAAAAUGCCACUGUUCACUGAUUUCAAAUCUGGACCACAGCUAGAAACUACUUAGUUCUGGUAGCACUAGCUGCUGUACAAACACAAAUGAAGGUGAGGAAUUACACACCAAGGAACGUGAGCUGUGUACAUGUGAAAUGGACCAUCAUUUUGAAGCAGCUGCAGUAAAAUCUUAUCUUAAUAUGAACUCAGAAGCAAUCACAAUGCAAAUUUUUAUGGUUUCUUUAAAAUGUUUGAUGGGUUUUAGUUUUCUUAGUUUGGAGAUUUUCUUAAUGUUAUUUUAUUUUUGCUCUUAUUGUAAAGAAUAAAAAUAUACAACUCUAGCUAGACUACAAAUGAAAAAAGGUGGCCAGUUGGCAGGAAUGCCAAAACUUCUGUGGCUUGUAUUGUUUCUGUGGUGACACUAUGCUGCUGUAGGAUGAGCUACUGGAGUGGUGUGAUGGCUCAACAGUGAGGCUGAAGCACAAUAAGGCCAGUCUCAUAUAAGAGGGAUGCAGGGGCUGAGGCACCGAGACUGCAGUGGGAGCAGGAGUGGGCCAGUUUGGAUCAGUCAAAAGACAGAGCAUCAGGAAAUAAAAGAAAGUUUUUCCUGACAGAUAAAAAGCAAGAAACCAAAGCCAGCCCGUUGGGCAACGGUGCUGAAUCAGUACAAACACAUGUAUCUAGACCUUGCUUGUGCAGGCUCCUGCUGGACCAAGCCUUGCUCCUAAUUCACCUGGGGGCGCUUGCUCCAAGCCUACGGUGCUGGCAGGGUCAGGCCAGCAGAACCUGAUGCUUUGUUAUAUAAAACUCCAAAAACUAGAAAACAAACAAAACAAAAACAAUAAAGAAGGAAGGAAAAAGCAAAUGCCAAUGGGUAAGCAGUAGUUCUGCUUGGCUGAGACUGCAGACUGGCUGGUCUGUCCUGAACACUAAUAGCUAUGUCUUGUACCCAUGCGAGCCUCUCGCUCCAGCCCCUCUCCCACGCAUUCCAGGCAGAGUGCACUGAAAGAUGUAACUGAAGCAGCUGCUCUCCCCCAGGGAGUCAAGCAUUUUGCCUUGUCUGAAAGUCUCUAGCACUUACUUCCUUUACUGUGAUUGUAAAGGUCACCACAUGCAGUACAGCCACUUGAUCUGGGAUGUUUUCUUAACAUAUUUUUAUGCUGAUUUUACUAUUUUAAUUCUUUGUUUGGAAUGUAUUUUUUUUUCUCAUUUCUUCUGUGUAUAACAGCAAUUAAAUAUAUUAAUUUACUGGGUAUUUUUACUGUG
Molecule: messenger RNA, 7371 nt
Organism: Aquila chrysaetos chrysaetos
Lineage: Eukaryota; Metazoa; Chordata; Aves; Accipitriformes; Accipitridae
Gene: TMEM86A
Product: transmembrane protein 86A
Exons: 3
Coding region: 108-821 (237 amino acids)
Cellular component (GO): membrane
Source: RefSeq, a predicted model, not a curated record